ACUGCAAAAUCCAUUCAUCUAUCUCUGUCUUCCAUGGCUCUACAAAAUGGAGAAAAAUGUGAGGUUGGGUCCUCUAGCUCAGGGCUAAUUAGGGUAGUUUUGUUGCUAAGGGUGGUUGCAUUUUUUGCCACAGCAGCUGCAACUAUUGUGAUGGCUCUCAACAAACAAACCAAAACCUUUGUGGUUGCUACCAUUGGGAGUAACCCUAUAAGCGCUACUCUCACUGCCAAGUUUCAACACACCCCAGCAUUUGUGUUCUUUGUGGUAGCAAAUGGAAUGGCUAGCAUCCAUAACUUGCUGAUGAUUAUCGCUGACGUAUUUGCUCCAAAUUUUGACUACAAAGGACUACGCCUUGCCAUAAUCGCCAUUUUGGAUAUGAUGACAGUGGCUCUGAUAUCAGGAGGGGUGAAUGCAGCAGUAUUCAUGGCAGAACUAGGGAAGAAUGGAAAUUCACAUGCAAGGUGGAAUAAAAUCUGCGACAAAUUUGGAAGCUUCUGUGAUCGUGGAGGUGGAGCCAUCAUAGCUUCCUUUGUUGGCCUUCUGUUCAUGCUACUCAUUACCGCCCUGUCCAUUAUCAAGCUUCUCAAACCCAAAUCUCAUCAUAAUUGUAGUUCAUUAGUUCCAUGAUGAGUUUUUAUUUGGCAAUAUUUGAAAUUGGAAUGCGAAACGACUGUAAUAUAAUUACUUCUUAAUUAUUAUGUUUUACUUUUUUAAAUAAUUAAUUAAUAAUGUCAAAUUCUCAAA
Messenger RNA from Hevea brasiliensis (rubber tree), 744 nucleotides. Its product is annotated as CASP-like protein 1B1. Lineage: Eukaryota; Viridiplantae; Streptophyta; Magnoliopsida; Malpighiales; Euphorbiaceae. The coding region runs from base 34 to 627 and encodes 197 amino acids. The transcript has 3 exons. The record is from RefSeq and is a predicted model, not a curated record.